Molecule: messenger RNA, 939 nt
Organism: Fimicolochytrium jonesii
Lineage: Eukaryota; Fungi; Chytridiomycota; Chytridiomycetes; Spizellomycetales; Powellomycetaceae
Product: UDP-glucuronate decarboxylase
Exons: 5
Coding region: 1-939 (312 amino acids)
Biological process (GO): D-xylose metabolic process
Cellular component (GO): cytoplasm
Molecular function (GO): UDP-glucuronate decarboxylase activity; NAD+ binding
Source: RefSeq, a predicted model, not a curated record
AUGUCAACCGGCGCCAACCAUGUUCGUGAGGAACGUACGGCAGCUGCACCCGAAAUCAUCAACAAAGUCACAUCCAACAACAAUUCCACAUCAAGUUCCCUCCAACCCAACGGACACGAGCCUCGAACCGUUUACGACUUACUCUUCACCUUGUCACCUGAUGUCGACACCGGGUUGGAGAUUGUGGAGCACGAUGUUAUUCAUCCCUACUUCGCACAAGUGGACCAGGUAUUCCCUCUCGCAUGCCCCGCUUCACCGCCGCACUAUCAGAAAGAUCCCGUGAAGACCAUAGAGACCUGCACGCUGGGCACGUUGAACAUGCUCCGAUUGGCCCAAAAAGCGAAUGCUCGCUUCAUGCUUGUCUCGACGUCGGAGAUAUACGGCGAUCCGUUGGAGCAUCCUCAAAAGGAAACUUACUGGGGCAAUUGCAACCCGAUCGGACCACGAGCCUGCUACGACGAAGGCAAACGUCUCGCUGAAACGCUCACCUAUGCUUUCGCCACGGCCCGCUCCCUGCAAGUCCGUGUCGUGCGUCCCUUCAACACCUUUGGUCCGCGGAUGAAUCCCAAUGAUGGUCGAGUAGUGUCCAACUUCAUCACCCAGGCACUACGCGGCGACGACCUCACAAUCUACGGCGAGGGCGAGCAGACGCGCAGUUUCCAAUACGUGCCCGACCUCGUUGACGGGUUUGUUGCGGUAAUGGAGGGGGACUGCGCCGAGCCGAUCAAUCUAGGAAAUCCGGAGGAGUAUACAGUCCGGGAGCUGGCCGAGAUGGUAAGGCGGUCGGUGAAUGAGAAGGUGCGGAUUGUGAAUAAGGACGCGAACGUAGAUGAUCCCCAAAAACGAAAGCCGGAUAUUUCGCGGGCGAAGGAGAGGGUGGGGUGGCAGCCGAGGCAUAGCUUUAAGUAUGGGCUUGAGAAAACUGUGGAAUUCUUUUAA